AUUCACAGAGAGAAUAAGAAAGAGAUCACAUAGGCUUCGAGAGGGCAAUGGAGGUUUGGAAGAAAGACUUCAAGGUGGGGGAGUGCAAGGGCCAGAAGACCGUAGAUGGGGAGCAAAUACCUCUAGUGCUGCACCCACCCCAAGCCGACCGAGGAGACUUGGGCUCGCUGGUGGCGGCCCUCAAGGCCGACAAGGAGUGGUUCGAGGAGAUGCUGAUAAAGAACAGCGCCAUCCUCCUGAGGGGCUUCGACGUGCGCAACGCCGAGGACUUCAACGAGGUCGUGGAGGCGUUCGGGCGGGACGACAUCAGGUACGUAGGGCCUGCUCCGCGGACCCAUGUACACAAGCGGGUGUGGACUGCCAACGAGGGACCGCUCUCGGAGUUCAUAUACUACCACCACGAGAUGGUUCUGAUCAAGGAAUGCCCCAACCAGGUAAUACUCUUCUGCGAGGUGCCACCGCCGGAGGGUGGUCAGACACCCUUCGUGCCAAGCUUUCGAGUCGCAGAACGAAUGAUAGAAGAAUUCCCCGAGAACGUUAAGGAAAUGGAGGAGAAGGGAUUGAGGUACACAUUUACUGCCCUUAGUAAGGACGACACGUCUUCCAUGAGGGGAAGGGGAUGGGAGGAUGCCUUCGGCACAUCUGAUCGGAUCGAAGCUGAGAAAAGGGCCAAGGCGCUGGGGAUGGACAUGGAAUGGCUUCCUAAUGGCGGAGUGAAGACCGUAUUGGGCCCUCGCCCACUGACCCGUGUGUUCCCAGGGAGAAGAGGGAGAAGGAUGUGGUUCAACACCGUCGUGGGUAUGCAUGGGAAAGAGCUCAGCUCAGCCACGAUGGCCGACGGAUCAGAGAUACCAGCAGAUGUUGUGAAGAGGUGCGAGGAGAUCAUCGAGGAGGAGAGCAUCCAAUUCAAGUGGGAGAAGGGUGACAUACUCUUCUUGGACAACUUAGCCUUGCUUCAUGGGAGGAGGCCCUCUUUGCCACCUAGGAGGGUCCUCGUUGCAACCUGCAAGUGAUCAAGAACAGAAGGCAUGUGUUGUUGUUACGUUAAUUCUGAAUAAUUUGGUAGACCCUCCCAAAAAUAAAAAUAAGAAGGAUGCGUUAAGGUUGUGUUCUUUCCCUU
Messenger RNA from Phoenix dactylifera (date palm), 1120 nucleotides. RefSeq names its product clavaminate synthase-like protein At3g21360. The record is from RefSeq and is a predicted model, not a curated record. Gene Ontology annotation, molecular function: oxidoreductase activity. Lineage: Eukaryota; Viridiplantae; Streptophyta; Magnoliopsida; Arecales; Arecaceae.